AUGGCAUUGGUGUUCCUGCCAGCACUGGCUCGUAUGGCCGUAAGCGGCGGUACUCAUGGAAACGAGCUGUCCGGUGUGUAUGUGGUGCAGGAGAUGGAGCGACAGCGGAAAGAGACGGGAGAGCACGCGUGGCCGAUUCCCGUUACAACCGUGCUGUCAAACCCACGGGCUGUGAAAGAGUGCAGGAGAUACAUUGACAAGGACAUAAACCGCUGCUUCAACAGAGCUACGCUGAGUUCUCCUAUUACAGACAGCAGCCCGUAUGAAGUCCGGCGCGCUCAGGAACUGAACAAUCUGCUGGGGCCGAAAGGAUCCACAGAUGCAAUCGACUUGAUCUGUGACCUUCAUAACACCACGGCUAACAUGGGCCUCACACUGAUCCAUUACACGACCAGUGACUGGGUGACUCUGCACAUCUGCAAAUACUUACAGACUAAGAUAACCAAAGUGCCUGUGAGAGUGCUGGUGCUGGAUGUCCCGAUUAGUGAUGCUUAUUCCUUGGAGUCUGUAUCCAAGCAUGGCUUUUCAAUAGAGGUCGGGCCGCAGCCGCAUGGUGUCGUCAGGGCUGACAUCUAUACCAUUAUGAAAGAGGCCGUCGACUUGACAAUAGACUGGAUCCACAAAUUCAACUCAGGUACGGUGUUUGAAGGCGGGGAUGUGGAAGCCUUUAAGUUGAUCAAAAGUGUUGAUUAUCCCAGAGAUCCAAAGACUCGGACUCUCACCGCUGCCAUUCAUCCUCACCUGCAGGACAGAGACUUCUGUCUCCUCAAGCAGGGAGACCCUUUGUUUUUGUCAUUUUCUGGAGAAACUGUGAAGUAUGAAGAAGAGCCACUUCAUCCUUUCUUUAUCAAUGAAGCUGCCUACUAUGAAAAGGAAAUCGCUUUUCACUUGGGAAAAAAGAUGAUGCUGACAAUUCCAUCGGUGCAGGUGCAGAAAGACUGAAGGAUGAGAGAGGAGAAGAUAUUAAACUCAGCACAAUUACCAACACCAAUCAGAUGAUUUUAAAAGAAUGUCACUCAAAUUAUUUUAACAAUGACUUAUAACUCAGGUACAUUACAUACUUGUUUGUAGCUAUAUGACAAUGAAAGACUCAUUUUGAUCUGCUGCUAAAACACAAGCAACGGUGUUCUGGAUGAAAAGAUAUUUAUUGUGACCAGCAAAAUGUUCACUUGACAGGAUCGUGUACAAAACUGUAUAAAAAAGGCAAAACCAUCUGAAGUAUUUCAGACACCAUCAUCAUGAUGUCACAGUGGGCUGUGGAGUGUGAGGUAUCCUCUUGAUUGUAUUGCUCAUAUGCUGUUGCUCUCGCUUGACUGUUUUGAGAAAAUUGAGCCUCUCAUGGGCUUGGAAUAAAAAGACUAAAUAUAAAGCACACUCACUUGAA
Messenger RNA from Sinocyclocheilus grahami, 1384 nucleotides. RefSeq names its product N-acyl-aromatic-L-amino acid amidohydrolase (carboxylate-forming) B-like. The transcript is spliced from 6 exons. Gene Ontology annotation, cellular component: cytosol. The record is from RefSeq and is a predicted model, not a curated record. The coding region runs from base 1 to 942 and encodes 313 amino acids. Gene Ontology annotation, molecular function: aminoacylase activity; hydrolase activity, acting on ester bonds. NCBI's taxonomy places the organism in Eukaryota, Metazoa, Chordata, Actinopteri, Cypriniformes, Cyprinidae.